Molecule: messenger RNA, 1947 nt
Organism: Rhincodon typus (whale shark)
Lineage: Eukaryota; Metazoa; Chordata; Chondrichthyes; Orectolobiformes; Rhincodontidae
Product: ras GTPase-activating protein nGAP-like
Exons: 10
Coding region: 175-1947 (590 amino acids)
Biological process (GO): regulation of GTPase activity
Source: RefSeq, a predicted model, not a curated record
AUCUCUGUCACCUCCUCCAGCCCCUACACCCCCUCCCUAUCUCUGUAACAUCCUCCAGCAUCGCUCCUCCAGUUGUGCACGCUCCUCAUUCGUUGCAGACAUACUGUCGUCUGCCUGGCACCCCCCCCAGCUUCAUCCUUCUCUCUCCCCUUUAAAAACCGACCCCUUUGAGCAAUGGGCGAGUGGGGCCCUGGAGACUGUGGAUGUGCAAGAAGCAGGAGAUGCAGGAGUGUUGAGUCUGCACCUGGCAAAAAGAGCCCAGCUUCUGUGAGAAAACUGGAUCGUGGUGGAGGCACUGGCGAGGGCCCAGUGAACAAUGUGAAGAACCUGAUCAUCCGAAGAUUGAAGAGGAAAAAUCAAAAUCACCAAGAAACACCACAGUCUCCAAAUGACAAAAGCUGCAGUGGGUGGAGUUUGACUGGAGCUGUCUCCCAUGAAUCCCUGACAGAAUCCUUGAGCCCGAUAGAAACUCUCGAUCUGUCUAAUGAGACAAAUGUGAUCAUCAGGCCGCUCCACAGUAGUAUCCUGGGAGAGAGAUACUGCUUUGAGGUGAUUAAUUCCCGAGGAAGCCGCUGCUUUGGUUGCACAUCUGCUGCCGAGAGAGACAAAUGGAUAGAGAAUCUUCUUCGAACGGUCCAGCCCAACAAGGAUAACUGCGAGCGGGUGGAGAACAUGCUGAGCCUCUGGGUGAAUGAAGCCAAGGAUCUGACCCCCAGGAAGAAGUACUUCUGUGAACUGCACCUUGAUGGCUCACUGUACGCACGCACCACCAGCAAGCUCAGCCAGGAGGAGCUGUUCUGGGGCGAACACUUUGAGUUCAGCAACCUGCCCCCGACAAAGGAGGUCACCUUGCACCUUUUCCGAGACGAGGACAAGAAGAGGAAAGAGAUGACUACCCUUGGCUCUGUCACCAUCCCUCUCGCCGAGGUAACCGGCCGCCAACAUGUCGAGAAAUGGUACAACAUCAACAUGCCACCGCUGAACAAGGGCAAGGUCAUUGUGCCAACCAUCCGCAUUAACCUGCGCUACCAGAACAUCAAGGUCCUGCCAAUGAUACACUACAAGGAGUUUGCAGAGUACCUCAUCUGUAACUACACCACCCUGUGCUCUGUGCUGGAGCCAGCUCUGAAGGUGAAAGAUAAGGAGGAGGUGGCCUCUGCUCUGGUCCAUGUCCUACAGAGUGUCGGAAAAGCCAAGGACUUUCUGAUUGAGUUGGGGAUGGUGGAGGUUGACCGUUGUGAGGAGAAACACUCUGUGCUCUUCCGAGAAAACACCUUGGCCACCAAGGCCAUUGACGAAUACAUGAAGCUGGUUGGACAGAAGUAUCUGGUGGAAACGCUUGGAGAAUUUGUGACGAGGCUUUACAAUCCAGAGGAAAAUUAUGAAGUUGAUCCCAAUAAAUGUUCAGGCAAUGAUGUGUCAGAGAAUCAAGCCAACAUGAAGACUGUCUGUGAAGAGGCCUUUCGGCAAAUCAUUGAUUCCUAUUGCAUCUUUCCAGACGAGCUGAGGGAGAUAUUUGCAACUUGGCAGCAACAAUGUUUGAGUCGAGGGAAAGCAGAGAUUGGGAUGAGGAUGAUCUGUGCCUCGCUGUUUCUGCGAUUUCUCUGCCCUGCGAUAAUGUCACCCAGCCUAUUCAAUCUGACCCAGGAAUAUCCCAACGACAGCACCGCACGGACUCUCACACUCAUCGCUAAAGUCAUUCAGAACCUGGCCAACUUUACCACGUUUGAAGACAAAGAGGGCUACAUGACCUUCAUGGACAAUUACCUGGAAUCAAACUGGGAUAACAUGAAAAUCUUCCUGACAAACAUUUCCAACCCGGAGCCCAGCAUCAACAAUUCGGAGUUUGAAGGCUGCAUUGACCUUGGCCUGGCUCUAUCCAUCCUGCACUCUCUUCUCUGUGACAUUAUGUAUCGGUUGCAGCAGGUACUAGUUGUGACACAUUGA